Messenger RNA from Aspergillus glaucus CBS 516.65, 1008 nucleotides. RefSeq names its product rRNA-binding ribosome biosynthesis protein UTP23. The record is from RefSeq and is a predicted model, not a curated record. Lineage: Eukaryota; Fungi; Ascomycota; Eurotiomycetes; Eurotiales; Aspergillaceae. The coding region runs from base 1 to 1008 and encodes 335 amino acids. Gene Ontology annotation, cellular component: small-subunit processome; nucleolus. The transcript has 3 exons. Gene Ontology annotation, molecular function: small ribosomal subunit rRNA binding.
AUGAGAGCCAAACGUUCAAAGAAGUACCGCAAGUUAAUGCACCAGUAUGAGCUGGCAUUCAACUUCCGUGAACCGUACCAAGUGCUGGUUGAUUCGAAUUUCCUUCGCGCAACACACUCGUUCAAAAUGGAGAUUAUUCCUGCGCUCGAACGCACACUGCAGGGUCAAGUCAAGCCUCUAUUGACAAAAUGCUCCCUCGCAGCCGUCAUGGCCAGCCAACCCAUUAACCCCAGAACAAACAAUCCCUACCGCCCCGAUCAUCUCCCCCCUCCCACAGUCGUCCCAUUACGCCACUGCUCCCACAACAAAGACGACACCCCCAUCGACGAAAACGACUGCCUUCUGUCCCUCUUCUCGCCCUCGCCGAACUCCAACUCCAAAAAGAAUAAAGAGCAUUACAUCCUCGCGACUGCGGACCCGCAAUCCCCCGAAAAGGUCGUCGCGAGUACACAGGGCGAUAUGAAGAAGAAGAAGCGCGCGGAGAUGGACGCCGUCGAUGCUGUGCGGAAGUCGCGCGCGCUGAGGGCUCAUACGCGUGCUAUCCCGGGUGUGCCGAUUGUGUAUGUGAAGAGGUCGGUUAUGGUGCUUGAGCCGAUGAGUGUGCAGUCCGAGGGUGUUAGGGAUGGGUUUGAGCAGGGCAAGUUCCGGGUUGGAUUGGAUGAUGAGUCGAAUUUGGGGAAGAGGAAGAGGGACGGCGAGGGCGGUGGUGAGGGUGAGCCAAAGAAGAAGAAGAAGAAUAAGAUUAAGGGGCCGAAUCCGUUGAGUGUGAAGAAGCCCAAGAAGAGGGAGCCGGAUGCACAGGGGAAGAAGCAGGAGCAGAAGCCGCAGAAGCCCAAGAAGAGUGAGGGUGGUGAUGCGCCGGAGCAGAAGGAGGGUGAUUCGAGUGCACCGAAGCCUAAGAGGCGGCGUCGUCACCAUAGCAAGAAGGAGGGUGGUGACGGUGGUGACGGUGGUGACGGUGGUGAGCCGUCCAACGAGGGCCCCGCGGAUUCGAUGGAUGUUGAGUGA